This is a messenger RNA of Paraphaeosphaeria sporulosa, 5290 nucleotides long. RefSeq names its product chromodomain helicase-like protein. The record is from RefSeq and is a predicted model, not a curated record. The coding region runs from base 80 to 4828 and encodes 1582 amino acids. Gene Ontology annotation, biological process: regulation of transcription by RNA polymerase II; nucleosome organization. Lineage: Eukaryota; Fungi; Ascomycota; Dothideomycetes; Pleosporales; Didymosphaeriaceae. The transcript is spliced from 9 exons. Gene Ontology annotation, cellular component: nucleus; chromatin. Gene Ontology annotation, molecular function: ATP-dependent chromatin remodeler activity; ATP binding; ATP hydrolysis activity.
CAAGUAGAUACCUACUUGUGCCCGCCCACCACCACGCCUCCCCGAUACAGAGCAGGAUUUCCCUGACUGGGGUACAACCAUGGACACCGCGUCCAUCGUCGUACCCUCCGCUAUGGCCGACUCGGUCCCAUAUACGAACGGGCACUCCUCGCCGAUCGCGUCAGAUACCGCUAUGCCGUCUGCUCCUUCACCGCCUAGCGAGGAUGCCCUCUCCGAGACCCAAGAGGCUGCCGCCGCAUCGUCAGACGAAGAUGGAGAUGCCGACGCCGAUGGAGAGGAAUAUGAAGAGGACGAGCAGAUGGAAGUUGAUGCAGAGACUUCAGAAGACGCCGAGGGCGAGGCGGACAGUGAUUUUGGCUCUGACAGCCCGCCGCCUGAAGAGGACCGCCGCCGCGCCCGCAGCUCAACAUCGCAAGGUUCAAGCCGGCCCAGCAAGCGCAAAGCCAGCGUGGAGGACGAUUUCGAGGCGAAUCCAGAGCUGUAUGGCCUGCGUCGGAGCGGCCGAGCACGUCCAACCCGUCGCAUUGUCGAUAGCAGCGAUGAGGACGAUGGUUCGGAUUCUGAUGUGCCGCGCAAGCGCCAAAAGACCGCAUCACGGAAAGCCUCUAACCAACCUACACCCGUCUACCGCUCUACGAAUACCGAUUCCGACGAAUCCGACGGCUUCGUCGGGGCCCGUCGCGACAUCCCGAGCAAGAAGGAGCGACAGCGCCGGCAGCUCGUAGCUGAGGGCCAGCUGCCGCCUUCACACGCCGAGGUCCGAUUCUCAGCGCGACGGACAAAGGCUAUUACGAACUACAACGAGGAUGGCGAGGAGUCUUUCGAGGAAGAGGAAGACGAGAUGACCCCCAACUACUGGGCUGCCGCUGCCACCGAAGACACUGGUCCUGCCAUUGACAAAGUGCUGGACCAUCGGCCGAAGCCCGAUGUUGAACUCGAUCCUUACUCUGUCCAGAAGAAGGAUUUUGAGUAUUUGAUCAAAUGGCAGGACAAAGCGCAUUACCACUCCACAUGGGAGGAGCACAGUACGAUCGCCUCAUGCAAAGGCUGGCGAAAACUCGACAACUACUUCAAAGGGCCUGUCCUCACCGACAUGCAUGUUCACUCUCGCAAAAAGAUCGAUCCCGAAGAGUUUGAACAGCACAUGGUCACACGCGAAGGGCAACGCGAGAGUCUGCUUGAUUUUCAUGUUGUGGAGCGGGUGAUCGGUUCGCGCGAAGGCGACGAAGAAACAGAGUACUACGUCAAGUGGAAGGGACUGAGCUACGAUAAUUCGACUUGGGAGGCGGCGUCUUUGAUAAGCGAACUCGCGCAGGGCGAGAUCGAUCGGUUCCUUGACCGCCAGACCAACCGACCUGUCUCCGACCCCAAGGAGACCAGCCUGCAGACACGGCGGAAAUACAAACCUCUUGAAGAGCAGCCUGACUAUAUCAAGUUUGGUAAGCUUCGGUCGUUCCAGCUUCACGGGCUCAACUUCCUGGCGCACAAUUGGGUCAGAGGUACCAAUGUUAUCCUGGCCGACGAGAUGGGACUGGGCAAGACUGUUCAGACGGUGUCCUUCAUGAACUGGCUCAAGCAUGACCGACGCCAACAAGGUCCCUUCCUUUGCGUCGUACCCUUGUCAACAAUGCCUGCCUGGGCCGAUACAUUUAACAACUGGACACCGGACAUCAAUUACGUCAUCUACACUGGCGGCAGUGAAGCCCGAAGAAUCAUUCAGGACUACGAGCUUCUUGUCGACGGCAACGAAAAGAAAGUCAAGUUCAACGUGCUCGUGACCACCUACGAGUAUGUCCUUCUCGACUGGCAAUUCCUCUCGAGAAUCAAAUGGCAGUUCCUUGCGGUCGAUGAGGCCCAUCGACUGAAGAACCGUGAAUCUCAACUGUAUGAGAGGCUACUUGGUUUCUCAGCCCCUAGUCGUCUCCUUAUCACCGGUACCCCCAUCCAAAAUACAUUGGGAGAACUGUCGGCAUUAAUGGACUUCCUGAUGCCCGGCAAAGUCACUUUCGAUGAGAAUGUCGACCUCGCAUCGGAGGAUGCUAGUGUCAAGCUUGCUGAGCUUAGCGCUGCCAUCCAGCCGUACAUGAUCCGUCGGACGAAAGAGAAGGUUGAGAAUGACCUCCCACCCAAGUCUGAAAAGAUUCUCAGGGUUGAGUUAUCCGACAUCCAGCUGGAGUACUACAAGAACAUCCUCACUCGCAACUACGAGGCUCUGAAUGAGGGUGGUCAGGGCCAGAAGCAGUCACUUCUCAACAUCGUCAUGGAAUUGAAGAAAGCCAGUAAUCAUGCUCUGCUCUUCCCAAACGCCGAAGCCAAGUUCUUGAAAGAGGGUGCUUCAAAGGACGAGACCUUGAAAACCAUCGUCACCACUAGCGGAAAGAUGAUGCUUCUCGACCGUCUCUUGACGAAGCUGAAAGCCGACGGCCAUCGCGUGCUUAUUUUCAGUCAAAUGGUACACAUGCUGGACAUUCUUACCGACUAUAUGCGCCUCAGGAACUACCAGUUUCAGCGCCUGGAUGGUACCGUUCCUUCAAGUGAUCGCAAGAUCGCCAUCGACCACUUCAAUGCCCCAGGCAGCGAGGACUACUGCUUCCUUUUGUCCACCCGUGCUGGUGGUCUCGGUAUCAACCUGAUGACUGCUGAUACUGUGGUGCUUUUCGACUCGGAUUGGAAUCCUCAGGCUGAUCUGCAAGCCAUGGCUCGAGCCCACCGUAUCGGACAACAAAAGCCUGUCACCGUCUACCGUCUCGUAUCCAAAGAUACUAUCGAGGAAGAAAUCCUGGAACGUGCUCGUAACAAGCGUAUGCUUGAGUUCAUCACAAUCCAGCGCGGUGUGACAGAUCGUCAGCAGAAGGAGCUUAAUGACAAAAUGAGUAAAAUAGGCGCAGAGCCAAGCUCCGCUGACGAUAUCAACAACAUUCUCAAGCGUCGUGGUCAGAAGAUGUUCGAGCAGUCGGGCAAUCAAAAGAAGCUUGAAGAGCUUGACAUUGAUGCCUUGCUUGAAAACGCAGAAGAGCACAAGACAGAACAGGUGGGAGGCCUGACCUCUGAUGGAGGUGAAGAGUUCCUCAAGGCUUUCGAAUACACGGACGUAAAGAUCGAUUUGGAGUGGGAUGACAUCAUUCCCAAGGACGAGCUCGAGGCUGUGAAAGCUGAGAUCCAGCAGCGAAAGGAGGAAGAAGAGACACAAAAGUUGCUGGAAGAGAGUGCACCGAGGAAGCGUAAAGCGCACGCGACAUCCGGAGAGCGCGAACAGCGCGCCGCCAAGAGACGGGCUAGGGAAGCCAUGCCUGGAAGCGAGGACCAGACAGACGAUGAGGGUCCCAAUAGCGACCCGAAGCGUCCCAUGGUCACCAACGAAAUUCGCAAACUCGUUCAUGCUUGUUACCGCUAUGGCUCUUUUGAAGAGCGUGGCGAAGACAUGGUGCGAGACGCAAGGCUCGUUGGGCGCGACCUCGACGUUGUUAAGGCUGCCCUAGACGUGGUGAUUGCCAGGGCUAAAGAAGAGAUUGAGAAGCAACGAGGUGAUAUCAAGAAAGAGGGUGAAAGCAAGCAACUUACUAAGAAGGACAAGAAGGCUGUCCUGUUUGACCACGAAGGUGUCAAGAAGAUCAACGCCGAGACUAUUCUUGAUCGUCCUGUCGAAAUGCGCGUUCUAAAGGAAGCGAUCGCCGCCGGCUCGGAUUGGCGCAACUUCAGAGUUCUUGACGCCAUCAAGCCGGCCAGCUAUUCUUGUCCCUGGGGUGCGCGAGAAGAUGGCAUGCUCAUGAUUGGUAUUAACCGCCACGGAUACGGUGCGUGGGUGCCCAUUCGCGAUGAUCCAGACCUGGGCCUGAAGGAGAAGUUCUUUCUCGAGGAGAACCGUGUGGACAAGAAAGAGGAGCGCACCAAGAAAGAAGAGAAGAACGCCAAGUCGCCAGGCGCGGUUCAUCUCGUGCGUCGUGCAAAUUACUUACUCACGGUCCUAAAGGACAAGGCUGGUGCCGACCCCAAUGCGAAGCGUCUCAUGGAGAAUCACCAUCGCAACAACAAGAAGCACUUGAACGCUGCGCGUCGUGUGGAGAAGGCGUCGAGCGUCUCGGCCAGUCCCGCUCCGUCCGCAUUGCGCAAGGCCAUCUCUCGCGAUUCCGAGAGAACUCCUCACCGCGUCAGCGUCAGCGACAAUCGCCAUUCGGAGCGACCUGAGAGCCGCCAGCGCGACAAAGCCACUCCGGACCAGAGACACCGCCAGAGCGAUCAGUACCGCCCAUCCGAGACCAAUCGCAAAGAACAUCGCAGGGACCGUGAAAGCAUCGACCGGCGUCCUCAGCAUACCAGCACACCCGAGAUCCGUCGCAAGAUCAGCGAUGUGGCCGAUCGUCCUCGACACUCGGAAGAACGACCUCGACACAACGACAAGCUCCACUCUUCGCAUGGCCAUGCGAACGGUCACAUUAGCCACGCGUCAGGUGUCAACUCUCCUUCUAACAAACUGAAGGACUCAAAGACGGACCCAGACAUGGAGAGGGCUUUGAAACAGGUGCAUGACAAUCUGGGACGCCUAAAGAAGGCCACUACGAAGAAUUACCCGGACAAGCAAAAGCUCGUCAAGGUGCUCAAGAAGGAGCUUAUAGCGGUUGGCAACCACAUCAACACGCACAUGCGGACGAAUCCUGCGCGAGGGGAUGAGCUCUGGAAAUACACGGUGAGCAACUAUUGGCCGCGGCCUGACGCGACGGUGGAGAAUGUGCAGGGCAUGUACAAGAGAAUGGUAUCGUCGGAAUCGGGGGUCAAGCCGCAGACGGCCCCUGAACCAGCCAAGACCAACGGGCAAGCCAACGGCACUUGAUGCUCCUGUUGGAGCGAAAUAGCACGAUGCGUAGCGGCUCACACACACGCAAACAACGACACUAGAAGAGGCUUUCGGGCCCAUUGAUGACGAUCACUUGAUGGCAUAGCGAAGGCGUUGUGGGAUUUCACAUUGUUGGCGCAGAGGCCGUUUGGUCUCAGUUUCUUUCUGCAUACACGAACCUCAUUGAAGACCGGCACGCCGGCGAGUAGAUGCACGGGUCUUUCAUGUUUCUGGCGCAAAACCAUCGCGGCAUAAAACGACUGGGAGGGGUCGAUUGUUCAGCAUUUACGGGCGGGUACGGGUCUUGCAUCCUAUUCUGGCGCGAUGCAGGUUCGCAUCGUCGCAGUGGCAUCAUCUUGUGUAGGCUUCGGCGCCUCAUUGAUAGCAUAUACAUAGCCCAACAGCCGCGGUGCCUAGCAGAUAGCCGACAGAUGUUGCUAGAUGGCACGGGUAUCGUAU